AUGCUCUUCGGUUUGAAUUUUUACUUAAAAACCAUCAAAACUUCAAUAAGUUUCUAAUUGCUUCUUAAUGCAGUCAACUUGUAGAGAUGGAUUUUCCAGUUUUUUAACUUUUUUCUAUAUUUUUCUUUUGAUUUAACUUUUUUUUCGAGUUCAUUAUCGCUUAAUCGGGUUAAUUCAAUAAUGUCUGAAAUUUAAAUUUAAUUGUGCAAAAAGCCCUUAUUUCAUCAAAACUUCAACCUGUAUAUGAAAAAUUUGAACUCACGCCUAAUUUCAUCCGAUUCGAUUAACUGGGUUUUCUUUUUACGAGUGUUUUCAUUGGACGCUUUCAGGGGAGUUUGGGGGAGCGGAGAUCCGCCGCAUGGAGGCGAACGGCUCGGCGGCGAACUCGUCGUGGACCGACUCGUCGCUGGAAUGGCCGCCGCCUGGACUCAAGUACUCGGGCCUCGCUCUCAUCUUCAUUCCCGUCAUCACCAUCCUCGGCAACCUUCUUGUUCGUUUCCUUUACGAAGUUGAAAAGUAUAAGUCAGAAAAAGCAAAAGAGCAUUUUUGAUAAUAGUAGGUUUUGCCCAUGUAGCCUUCGGAAAGCCACCUUUUUGUAAGCAUGACAUUUAAUAGUGUGUGACUAGACGAAAACUCUAACCUACAAAGUGAAGCAAACAAAUUCGAAUUUUGAAAGGAAGAGUCCAUAAAAGUCGUACUCAAAGCCGUCUGGAUUCCCUUUUAUGAGCGUUCUUCUCAUCUGAGCACGGCUUUUUAAUAUGAGUCGAAAUUUUUGGGUACGUAUAUCUGCGCCAGGAACUUUUUCCGGUCAUUAUAAGAAGGAAAACUAACCCUAGACGGCUUCCCGGAACGACCAAGUCCAGUAGCAAUUAUUCCCAUGUGAGGAAAAAAGAUGUGAAUAGGUACUUUGAAGGUUUUUUUUCUGAAUCCAAACGCUGGAGGAAAUUUUUCAAAGUCUGAGUCAGACCAAGAAGUUGAAUUUCAGGUGAUAAUUUCUGUGAUGAGGUUCCGAGCUCUGCAGUCGGCCAUCAACUUUCUGAUUCUUGGUCUCGCCGUCGCCGACCUUCUUGUCGCUCUUACUGUCAUGCCUUACGCCGUCUACGUUUAUGUAUGUUCUCUUUGUUGAAGGAAAAUUGUUCAAAAUGAAAUAUUUGAAAAAUUCAAAAAAAAAAAAACGUAUGUAUGAUGAAAAAACUGCCAACAAAAUUUUUUUUUUGAAUUUUUUUGCGUAGAACGUGACUGAUCUAGUGUGGAAAAAAAUUGGUGAUUUUUAGAAAAUACCGUUUCGGAUCACAUUCCAUUCUUAUUUCACGACAAUUUUUUCCGUGAAAAGUCAUCCUGGAAAGUUCGGGAAGAACGAUUUCAGAUCGUGCGAGAAAUUCCCAUCUUUAAAAUUUUGAAUGUAGUUUACUACGAAUCCUUCUCGAAAGAACUUCUUGGGCGGCCAGGAGUUUGAAACUCACGGCGUCUGAUUCGUGACUACAAUUUGGGUGCAAUGGGAAGCUCGUGCGUUUCUUUUUUCUGCUCUUUCUCAGCGACCGGCCCCAACGAAACCUAAUUGGACUAUGAUUUCGUGUAUGUCACAUGCAUUCUCUUCUGCUUCUCUUUAGUUUCAACAAUUUGCGAAGCGAUAAACGAGAGAAAACUUGGCCUUUUUUGGGAGCUGUCUACUUCUUGAACCGCCAAUUUUAUUUCUAUUUUUUUUCCCAGGAACUUUUGAAGAAUGGGAUUUGAUCGGACAGGCAACACCGUGUUUGAAUGAACAUCACGACAAAUCAAAAGCUCUUGCGUGACGAGCCAACAUUUAUUUCCCCAGACCUCAAAUUGCCGCCUUUCAGACGUAUCCCGAUUGGCGAAAUGAUCCGCAAAAUAAUAGGUUUGGACUACCGUGACGAAAAAUGAACCUCUCGGAAAUCCAUCUAUGGAGGUCAAAAUAUUCCCACGGAUCUUUUUCAAAAGACAUGGAGAUUAGGAGGAUUUCUCAUAUUGAAUUGGAUAUUAGGAAGCUUCUCUCAACCUCUUGUCUUUACUUGUUUUGUUCUUUUUUUUUAUUGAAUGCUCAUAUAAGGGAGACCAACCAUCUUUUAAUUAUUUCUUUUGCAUAAAAAUGGUAAUUCGAGGGGAAGUUAUUUGGAACAUGAUUCAAUGGAAUGAAUUGAGGAAUUAGGCCUUGGGGAUGUCUUCGAAAACUUUUAUUUCAAGGAAAGGCAUCAAACAUCUCUGUGCUUUUGGUUUCGAUCUUGAGAUGGUUGCUGAAAAAUCGUCCGCACGCAUGCGAGAGAAUUAGUCGCACACAAUUUUGAUUAUUUUCCCUGCCAAAUUUUUAGAUCUACACACGAUGAUAACAAUCUCUGUUUCCACUCUUACCUCACCUUGAAGCGAAAUAACUACCGUCGGAGUGGUGAAAAGAAUGAAAACUUUUUUCUCGCGCUGACUCAUUCGGACUUGAGGCUCCACUUUCGGACACUUCUAAUUAAUCCAAGGCUUCUUUUUAGUGUAAAGCACUGAAGAGAGGGAAUCUUUUGCGUUGCAGUAUUGCCAAGAUUCUUUUAGACUAUGCGUUUAUACGUAUAAGUAGGGAGGGAAGGUAUCAGUGGAAUCGCACGUUUUUCGACAACUGCCCGCGGAAAUUGGAUUGCGUCGGCAUUGCUGCGGAGAUGCGGCGACGCCUUGAGUUGAAGGAUUUGAUCUGCUGCGUCUCAUUUAGUCGAGCUAUCCUGACUGGAUGUUUUCGAAAUGCGUGUGAAGUGAGGAAGAGCUGGGAACAAAUCUUUGAUCAUUUCCCUCCAGAACUGUUCAAUUAUUACUCGGGGAAAAAGAAGCGUUCAAGUUGACAAUAAGACGUUCAUGCAUAUAAUAAAGUAUUUUAGCCGGAACCCACAUGGAGCUAACUCUGCGGGCAGGCGGCGGAGCGUAACAUGCAAAAAUUGAGUUGCAUGAAAAAUGCGCGGCGCAUGAGCCAAAUAACCGUCGCCGCAAAACGUGGUCUACGCGAAACUAUGCUGUUUUUGAUCUUUCUUCAUUUUUUUUUUCUGAACGACGGAUCGGAACUAUCUUUUCUGUGGCUUCAAGAAGCAUAAGAUUUGAGCCAAAAAGUCUUGAUCAAUCAGGUUGCGCGAGGUUCUCCGGAACGAAAUGUUGGGCAAGUUUUAUGAAGUGUUUCGAGAGGAUAUGAAUAAUAUUUACUAACUUAACCGCUUUGAAGGUUCAAAACGGCGAAUGGUAUCUUGGGAAUUUGAUGUGCGACAUCUACAUGGCCUCGGACGUCGCCUGCAGCACGGCGUCGAUUCUUCUGCUCGCUGUCAUCUCUUUCGACAGGUUUAGUGCCUUUCUUUCAGAUGAACUUUUUUCCAUCUGACUCUUGUUUGAAUGAAAAAAAAAAUGAGGAAGGUCUCGUGAGUGAAAUUUAGAAACAUUUUGAAACCUGGCCUGGCCCAAGCACGCGCAGGCUUUUACUCAAAAAUGAAGCCCAAAGCCCGGGCCACGCCGCAAGCCUGGUUUCAAAACAUAAUUAAAGAAAUAGCGCGCAUUUACAUCAUAUGAUGCACUAAAGAGCAAAUAUGGGCAACAUAAAGAUUAAAUAGAACGCUGCGACUUUCGGCUAACAGCAAAUAGCAAAGAAAGUUUUUAUAAGCCACUUUAGUGUUUUUUCGCAAGAGAGUUGUGGAUAAGGUAUUUUUCACAUUUCUCAAUUUUUAAAAGAUAUGAAAUUCAUAUAUAAUUUGUGUGAAUUUAUAAAAUAGUUUAAUUUUUAUAAACGGAAUUUUCAAGAAGAAAUGAUUAUAGACCAUUUUUUUGCAGAUAUCGUGCUGUGUCUCAUCCGAUACAGUACUCGCGGCAAUCUCAAAACGUGAAAAGAGUUUUGGGAAUGAUUGCUGUCAUUUGGAUCAUUUCCUUGGCUCUCGCCAGUCCCAUUGUCUUUGGUAUGUUUUUGUUCUUUUGAAAGUUUUUUUCAAAAUAGUUGAGGGAAAUUGGAAUAACCCAUGUUUUCAAAAAAAUAUCAUCUAUUUAUUUUUUUUUUCACUCAAACACGAAAAUACAGAGUCUAUCUAUCAUGUAGACUCACCAUUAAAAUUGAAAGGCAUCGCUGAAAAAAGUUACUUUCUCAAUUUUUAUCGCAUUUUUAAAAUUUUCCCGCUUCCGCUUUUUGAUAUCGAUCGAUUUCUUCAUUCAAAAGUUGAAGCAGGAUUAAUCACUGCACAAAAAAAGUGGGAAACUCAAAUUUUUCGGAGCGUUGCCGCUGCCAUUUUGGUGGCAUUUGUUCGUUGAGUGAACGAAAUGUAAUUUCUCACCCAUAAACUUUUGAUAAAGUUUUAUCGCGUCUUUUUUAGUUUUGAAUUCCCGUUUUGAAGCAAAAAUCGUUUGGAAUUUCAUGCGAGUUCUUUCGCAUCGGGGGGUUCGUUGUAAUUUUGAACGAAAAAUCAACUCAACGGGUUUUAAUAAUUAUGAAGACCAGGGAAAUUUCUAAAAAAUUGACCUUGAAGGCUGAGAAAUAAAUUUGGUUAUUGAUUUUUUACGAAAAAUCAAAAGUUAAAAAAUCGUUUUUUCAAUUAAUUAUGGAUGAGUGUAGGCGUGAACGACCGACCUCUGGACGCCAACGAACUUGAGUGCCGUUUCUACAAUGCCGAGUUUUCCAUCGGCUCCUCGAUAAUUUCGUUCCUGAUCCCGUGUUUCCUCGUCCUCUUCGUCUACAUCCGGAUCAUCAUCGCCUUGAAAAAACGAGAACAGGCGGCAAAACGUCGCCGCGAAAAACAUGCAGUCGCACAGGGCUUUGGGUCAGUUCAUAACAAAGGAAGCUUCAGAAUUAAGCCGUUGGAAUAUAAUCCAUGGAAAGUAAUUCAGCACACUUCAAAAAGUUAUUUAAUGGGACAGCGGAAAUUCACUAGAAUUUAGACGAUUUUGAGAAAGAUCCGCCCAAGAAUCUUGAUAAAUUAGUUUCAGAAUGGGCAACGGAGUGGUUGUAGGAGAUAGCGACGCCGCUGGAAGAAUCGUGGCAGGACCUGGUAUGGAAUUUUUUUACUUUCAAGAAAAAUGACUGAUUCCGUUGAUUUUAAAAGCAAAGAUAUUUUCAAAAUGUUUUUGAUUUUGGUUGAAUUUUUCUGAGCCGAGCUAAAACACUGCAUAGAUUCGUAUUUAACGAGUGAUUGUUGUUUUUUUAAGAUCCAUGUGCUCUAUUCUAUACUUUUCUUUCACAAAUGGUUUUGAUCUUUUUUUUUUCUUUGACCGCGUUUGAGAGUGGCAUAUCAAUGGGGUUUCGAGCAGAAAUGAUUCAGAUCGGGAGAAUUUUUUUUUGUUUAAAGGCUUUGAAUUAAUGUGGAGUACAUUGCAAUCGACCCUAGUUAUUACCAACCUUGAUGAAACUUCACCCCGUUUUCCGACAGCGCUCUGUUAUCACUACGUGGUUUGCCGCUAGCUUUUUACCAAAUAAUUAACCGUUUAUUUUAAAGUUUUUUGUGAAUUGAGAAUCAAAGUUUUUUAUUACUUUUUUCCAAAUGGUGUCAAGAGUUAGUGGUGAACCAACUGAAGCGCCAAAUUCUUUCCCUUUCCCAUCCUCCCAACAAAAAUCUCAGCAACGCAGUUUAUCUAUAGCCUUUUCCUGCCCAUUAACCUCAUGGAAUCUCGGCUGAUCGACGGCUUCAUACUCAGUACUGUGGAAUUCUAGUGGUGAACGUGAUGAUGGCGGCUUUGCCGGCAAUGACGCGUCACAUGCGCCGCUUCGAACGUCAUCGGCGAGCCAUCGAACUGGCAGGUGAUGGAGACCGCGACGAGUUGGCCACGGAGGACGACUACGACGAGGCCGGCGAAGGCUGUCGCAGCGCUCCCGCGGUCCUAGCUCCUGACGAUCCUUCGGGUUUCGACUUGCCGCUAGAAGCCGCGGGAAGUCCGACGCUGCUGCCUAGUGCUGGCCUCCUCCGUCGAAUCCUGAGCGCCGCUUCGCCAAAGCACGCCAAGCCCUCGCUCGCUCCUUCCUCCGUCUCCUCCUUCUACUCCCGACCUCAAUCUACUUCUGUGCUCCUCCGUACGUAUCGUACCUUUCUGCUGUUUUUGAGUUACCUGCCUGGAUGUGUUUCGAAUGCAACUCCUGCGCAUGUCAGUAUAUCCCAACAACCGCUAUUUUAUAAAAACUUCGGAGGCUGAAAAAUAAUAAAAGAAAUUUGAGCUAAAAGAAAGAUCAAACUCAAAGUUUGUUUAUGUAGAAUUCUAAAAUUUGUACUUUGGAAGAAGUUCGGUAAUUGAUAACAUAUUUUUUUGACUCAGAACUGUAUUUUUUGUCGCAGAUAUCACCUAUACCAAAAGCUAUAUAUUCACAGGUUUAUCUCAGAAAAAAAGAAAGAAUUAGCAUUAGGAUUUUUUUGAUUCUCAAAACCAUGACUAGAAACUAAAUGGUGACUCGUAGAGUGUAUUGAAAAGAAAGAUAAAAUUGUGUACUUUCAUGGAAGUUAGUGUUGAUGACCUUAUUUUCCCAUCAUCAUAACCCCCAAGUUGCUGAGUUUGCAUGAGCUGGAUCCAUUUUAAAAAAAGUAGAAAAAGGCACCGAAUGAUAUCGAAAGCUCCAGAGCAUGAGUUCACUCACACUGAUCGAGAGGCAAACUUGCAAUGUGAAAUGACGAGAGAAAAGAAAUGAACGCACAGAAAGCACAGAAAGAAUGUGAUCGGCAAGAAGCGCACGAAUGAAUGUUAGAGAAAGACAUAUCUGAGAUCUGAGUCGACCUUCUUUUCUUUCAGAAGAACGCGAGUUUGGUGUUUCAUCAACACCUCGCUCCAGUGUUGAUUCUUUGUCGGAGAACAUAAAUGUUAUAACCAACGACUUCGUUUCGGAGAAUUGCACGACAUUAUCCAGGUGGGAGGCUCCAAAGAAGAAAGUUCCUAUUUGAAACUGCGUUCAGGAAAAGUUCAUACGCGGACGAAUCUCUUCCCUCUUUCUCGCAAACUUCAUCCGGAGAUGGCAGCAGUGUGAAGACAAACAAGAAAAUCAGGUAUGUCAAAAGUUCGAAGGAAGAAUCAUUCUAGUAUAUGCAGGGAUAUCUCGCGACACUACUCAACAAGACAUCAGAAGAACCAAAAAGUGCAAAGAGGAACCAUCCGAUCUGCUUCUUUGUGAGCUUUUCUUAAGAAACUCAAGCUAUUACGAUUAUUUCCAGCUCGGAUCAAGGAGAAAGCGAAGCCAUAAUUCCUUCUAUCAUCAGAACAAUCUCUCGUCGAAGUCCAAGAAUAUUUAGGAAGGCGACCACCGAAAAACAUGCGGUAAGAAUUACUCUUAGCAAAAAAGUACAAAGGAAUACUUCAGACGAUCAUGGCGAAUCCUUUGACGUCGACACCUUCUGAAUCACGACGACCGAUGACGUCGAUGACCGAGACGGAGACGAUUUCAGCUUCCCGCGACGCUCCGCCAUCGACGUUCAGCCGCAGCACCACCGCUAACAGUUUUUCUCCAAAACCGAACAGAGGCUUACGAUUUCUUCCAGGCGCAGAACUCCUCGCUUCUCCCGGUUCAACGUUUCCUGCUCUCAUUUCUGAAACUGUCCUCGAAGAAACGAUUUCAAAUCAAACCACGGAUGAUAGCCAUGUUAGUUUUGUCUGGAAUCUUCGAGUUAUGAUUUUGUACGAUUUUCUCUUUUGAAUUCCUGCAAAAAAUUUUCGAAAAAACCCAAAAAAAAAAUUUUACUGCCGAACUCAAACCUUAGAACUUUUUCCCGUUUUCUUCUACCGCUAUUUGGCUUAGGCGAUGAUGAAAAUUUUUCUGCGCUUAGACAUCUGUACGAACUAGUUUGGUUCAGCCUACGGUGAGCUUCGCCUUGACUGUGCGAGAUAUGGAAGGCGACGACUCGAACAGACUCAAAGGCAGCACGGAUCUGCCGCAGAGAAUUCCGGAUGUCGAGCCUCCGUUGGCGGUCAAAAUCCUAACGCGUCCUUCGUUGCCUAGUCAGUUUCGAAGUAGCAGAACCGUGGACAAAGUUCUUAUGAAAGACUUGGCGCGGACGGAUUCUGUGGGCUCCUCGCAGACUCGAGCUGACAGUCUCAAGUCGGUCGACUCGAAACAAUCUCUCAAAAAAGGCGGAAAGAACGGCAUCGCCGUCAAACUCGUCAAACGCGCCAUGCGACAAGAACAUAGUUUGAAACGCAAGGUGAUCAGUCUUUCAAAGGGCGAAGUAUAGACUGAGGUUAUAGGUAUCGAAAUCGCAGAGGAAAGAAAAACGAGCGACGAAGACCUUGGGAGUUGUGGUUGGCGUUUUCCUUAUCUGCUGGGUGCCGUUCUUCGGAAUCAACAUUCUCAACGCCAUUUGCAUCCUUCUGAAAGAAGAUUCUUGCCAGGUUGGCGAUGCUUCAACUUCCAUUUUUCUAAAAUUCGGAGGAGAUCCAAGAAGUCAAAAAAAAAAGAGUUUUAAAAAAACUUUUUUUUCCUAAUUGUUAUCUUACGGAGUCGUUCCAGGUGGGCUACGACCUGUUCUUCUACUGCACCUGGAUCGGCUACAUGAACUCGUUCAUGAACCCCAUCAUCUACACAAUCUUCAACACGGAGUUCCGAAGAGCCUUCAAAUCGAUCGUCUUUGGCCGCGAAGUCGCGAGGGCCCAGGUCCGCCAGAAACAGGCUCAUCUCUGACCAUGGAGUCUUCUUAUUAGGCGCAGAUGUUGAUUCCGAUACUUUCAUUCUUUCAAGUUUUAUUUUCUUUAUCACUGCUUAUCAUGUCAUUUUGCAAGUUUUUUACGGUGUGGUCUUUUUCUUCUAUAUUCGUGUGCCUUCAAAUGAAUCCUCUAUCUUGUUUCCUUAUCAUAAUCUAGAGAUGUGAACAGUUUUUUUUUAGUUUUUCAUUGAUUGGAUUGAUCUACUUAAUUUAUUUUUUCUAUGAAACGUCAUGUGUACACCAGUUCAUUUAUUAAUCACUAGGUAUUUUUAUGGGCAAAAUUUCUUCUGAGUUGUGCUAGAAACAUUGUACUUAAUAACCAAGUUUUGAAAAAAACACGGGUCGUCGAAAUUUGCUUCUAAGCCAGAUCUCGCGCUGCAUUCCUUACUUGUUCACUUGCCCUGAAGUUGUCACCAGAUUUUUUUAUAGUUUUAUUCUUGCCAUAUGAAAAAAACUGUGUCUCAAUUUAUCAAUUGUUAUCGAAAGAUGUUAUAAAGAAGAUCAAAACAAAGUUUUUGAAGAGAAGUUUCUGACAUCCUGAAAAAGAAAUUCCUGUGGCUUUUCAUUGCUAAUUCUCGAAUUUAUUUCAUUUACAAACAGUCUAGAAGAUCUUAUUCAUGAUUUCUCAAUACCAUCAAAUAUCAAAUAAUACUAUCGAAUAAAACUUUAGUAUCCGUUCAACAGUUGUGAUAACUGUCCCGCCGACAGGUUUCCUUCGACAUCGCUUUUGUUUGCAUUCAACAAUCGCUGUUUCGAAGUCAGUUCUACCUGCGUCUCGCCAAAUAUUUCUGUUGCAUAUUGCCAUGUUCCGAUUCGCUGUUUUUUGUUUAGUUUUACAAGCAGGUAUUUUUCAUUUUAAGUUUCACAAAACUAAUCAAAAUGUCUUGCUUCGGUACUAGCUUUUUAGCGAUCUAGUAAAAUUUAAAAAAAAAAGUUUCGCCCAACCAAUUUCCUAUGUAACGUGAUAAGCCGACUUUAAUGUACUUCAUUAUUAAGAAUUUGAGUUGGAAUUCAAUGACGAAAAUAUAUUUGAACAGGAACGGCAAAAAACUGCGAGUCGGAUAAAGACUCUGGUGAAAGCUGUAAAGACACUCAAGGAAAAUUGAUGUUCUACUACGACAAAAGGACCGGUAGGUUAAAAUUUUUUGUUUCUUCUGAAAGCAGAAACUCAGGAGUCUGCCAGCCUCUGUACUUCCGCGGUUGCGGCGGCAACGAAAAUCGCUUCGACACGCGGGAAAACUGCGUCAAAGCUUGCUCAAAAAGAAGCUCAUCUAAUGGGACGCAGACGUUCGACCCACCAUCGGAUGCCCAAAACAUCGGUUUCCAUUUUGAAGUCCAUAACAAAGGAUACAUUCAAAGAAAUCGGAGUGUUGUAGGCGAAGGUACAAUAAUGAUUCACGAUUUAUUGUUCCCAGUCCUUUUCUCUGUUUCGAUUUUUUUUUUCUGAACUUUUCAAUUGCAAAAUGUAAUAAAAUCGGAACGGAAUUGCAGUUUCGGUGUGCGAGUUGAAGACUGACGCGAUUCUCGACGAGCCAGUGAGAAGCUGCAACGACGGCUGUCUCAACGGCUACCAGUGCAACAAGAAGAACGUCUGUUGUCCCACAAAAGGUGCGUUUCUGGGACAUUCGCCUUAAGACGAUUUGAACGGGUUGCAGCUCACGUCUGCGGACUGCCCGUGUCUUCUGGAAGCGAACGCGAGUCCCUCAAGCACUACGGACGGUACGCCUACAUGCCAGGCCUCAACAACUGUAUCCGCUUCUCCUAUUUUGGUCAAGGGGGCAAUUUCAACAACUUCAAAACUUACAACGAUUGUAAAGAAUUUUGUGCAUAA
Messenger RNA from Caenorhabditis auriculariae, 10455 nucleotides. The record is from the annotation of a GenBank genome assembly. NCBI's taxonomy places the organism in Eukaryota, Metazoa, Nematoda, Chromadorea, Rhabditida, Rhabditidae.